UGAAAACAAUGUAGCGUUUCCGGUUGUUGUGACGUAAAAUCUUGUUUGUGGCGCUUUCCUCACGUUGUUCUCACAUGGUAAUCUCAACAUGGAGAAAACAAACAUAGAGAGCGCUAAUGAUGGCAAGCAUAAAGAUGAGACCAAAUCUGAGAAAAUGGAAGUGGAUGAUGAAACUCCACAUUCUCAGUCUGAACCAACAGGUAACGUUAAUCUACAGAGCCCCGUUAUCCAAUCAAUGCCUGGAGAGCCUUGCACCAUCAGUCAGUCUGAACCAAAUGUAGAUCAAUGCACCAAUAUCGAGUCCGAACUGACAGGAGAUCACAGUGUCAGUGGUCUGUCUGAACUAAAAGAAAAUCCGUGCACCAAUAUUGUGCCUGAACACAGAGAUCCUCACAGUGCCAGUUCUCAGUCUGAACCAAAGGAAGAUCAUUGCACAAAUAUUGAGUCAGAACAGACGAGUGGCCAUCAGUCUGGACAAACAGAAAUUCAACACAUCAGUACGCACAAUGAGAAGACAGGAGAUGUCUGCACCAGUAGUCAUUCUGGACCGAGAGAAGAUCACCUCAUCCGUAAUACAUCUGGUCCGGCAGAGAUGAAGUGUGAACCUGUGGUUAGUCCACAGACUGGCACAGGAUCCUUGGCUAUGUUAAGCAUGCAGUACAGAGGAAACAGCUCGGAUGAUGACCGCUCAGACAGUGACUCGGACUCUUCAUCCUCCACAUCCUCGUCCUCAUCAUCGACGUCCUCUUCCUCCUCUGAGCCUUUAAAGGUGCAUCGGGGUGAAGAUGAUGAUGAUGAAGGUGUUGCCAUGGUUAGCGGGAAGAUGCCUGUGCCGAUCAAAACUCAAGACGAGCUACUUUUAAAGGACCUUCCUGAAGUGGAGAAUCUGACCAUAAGCCUUCCAGACGAUACAGAGAUGGAGCCCAUUGGGACGAUAUCAAGCAUCGUUGAGCAACUAGUUAUUGUGGAAGCAUACAAGAACACACCACCACUUAAUGAAGACAGUGUGUUAUUCAGUCAAAACAGAAACUCUGUUGGCAAGGUUUUUGAAGUUUUUGGACCCGUUUGUCAACCUUAUUACGUUAUGAGGUUCAACUCAAAUGAAGAUAUCAUCAAGAAAGAACUCAAAAUUCGAGACCCUGUUUACUUUGCCCCCAAAAUUAAAGAUUUCACCGGCUACAUCUUCACCGAGAAACUGAAAGACCUCAAAGGAUCGGAUGCAUCCUGGAAAAAUGACCAGGAACCUCCUGCUGAGGCACUAGAUUAUAGUGAUGAUGAACAGGAGAAAAUGGCCAAACAGAAGCUGAAAGAUCAAAAGAGACGGCAGAACGAUUCGGGUACAGACGACGAAUCAGACAAAGUCCGGCCCGCUCAAAAACCGACCCGCCGGAAGCCCCGACAGAACCGCAACGCUCCACGUGGGCAGCACCACAAUCGUGGUGGCGGUUUCCAUAGUAACCAUCAUGCUCAUCCCCCCUUUCCACCCCCUGACUACAUUUUCCCUCCAUCUGAUCCACACAUGUAUCCCUACCAGGGCCCAAUGUACCCACCAUUCCAAAGACCUCCACCCUUUCACAUGGGCAUGCCCCCUUGGCCCCCAGGGGCAAAUCAAGGCUUUAUGUUUCAUCCCCCGCCUCCUCCCCCACCUCCACCAUCUAAUCAGUAAACCUGUGACUUUAAUCAACUUCACCGGACAACACGUAACUAGCGCCCCAGGAAGGGAUUACAGUCUUUGUAUACUAAUGUGAUCGUAUACAGGUGUAUAGUGUGAAUCAAAUCGUAUUGUACAUUAUUGAAGUUACAUUAUUAAUUUUGUAUUAAACAUUAUGAAUAUCAUA
This is a messenger RNA of Triplophysa dalaica, 1838 nucleotides long. RefSeq names its product nuclear assembly factor 1 homolog (S. cerevisiae) (gene naf1). Lineage: Eukaryota; Metazoa; Chordata; Actinopteri; Cypriniformes; Nemacheilidae. Gene Ontology annotation, biological process: pseudouridine synthesis; ribosome biogenesis; box H/ACA snoRNP assembly. The coding region runs from base 89 to 1666 and encodes 525 amino acids. The record is from RefSeq and is a predicted model, not a curated record. Gene Ontology annotation, cellular component: sno(s)RNA-containing ribonucleoprotein complex. Gene Ontology annotation, molecular function: RNA binding. The transcript has 9 exons.